Aspergillus nidulans FGSC A4 is the source of this 1605-nucleotide messenger RNA. RefSeq lists its product as uncharacterized. The record is from RefSeq and is a predicted model, not a curated record. Gene Ontology annotation, cellular component: mitochondrion. Bases 1 to 1605 code for a protein of 534 amino acids. Gene Ontology annotation, molecular function: FAD binding; flavin adenine dinucleotide binding; catalytic activity. Lineage: Eukaryota; Fungi; Ascomycota; Eurotiomycetes; Eurotiales; Aspergillaceae. The transcript is spliced from 4 exons.
AUGAGACCCUCGUCCCUGAUAUCUCGGGGAUUCCCCGCAAAUCCCCGCAUGCUGUGUCGGGCAGGUUCUCGGCCCAUCCCUUUUGCCAGCGCCGUUCGGUUGACGAGCUCAACAUCCAGACGUGGUGAGAAUGAUCAGAAGAGUAGUCACAACUCGAGCUCGAGCUCAUCUGCCGGAAACUCGGCGAAUUCCUGGUCCUUGGGCCGGAUGGCUGUUGUCGCGUCGCUAGCUGCUGGAAUCGGCUACGGAAUUGGCAACUCGGACCAACUGUUGGAGCCCAAGGACGCUGGCACCCCACGGUAUGGAACCGCAAAAGAUUUCGAAAAGGCCAUCGCUGAGCUUCAGGUUAAAUUGGGAGAAGAUGCGAUUAGCACGGAUGAAGACGACCUACAACGACAUGGCUUCUCGGAGUGGUCAAGCGUCAAUGCGCAGCGCUUACCGGUCGCCAUUGCCUACCCAUCCAGUACAGAGGACGUUUCGGAGAUUGCAAAAAUCUGCAACAAAUACAAGAUGCCAAUGGUUCCGUACUCCGGUGGUUCCAGUCUGGAAGCAAACUUUUCAGCUGCCUAUGGCGGCUUGACGAUUGACUUUGCAUACAUGAACAAAAUUCUGGACCUACAUGAAGCAGACAUGGACGUUGUGGUACAACCGUCUAUCCAGUGGAUGGAUCUCAACGAGAAAAUCAAAGACACUGGGCUCUUCUUUCCGGUCGAUCCAGGUCCAUCUGCCAUGAUUGGCGGGUCAGAAGGGACACUUGGUAUUGUUACCGAAGCUACCCUCAAGCUGGCCCCGAUUCCCGAGGAGACACGAGUUGGAGUUGUUUCCUUCCCUACAAUCCGCGAUGCUGCAUCCACCGCGAUGCAGCUGGUAAGGAAAGGGGUUCCUGUCCAGUGCAUGGAAAUUCUCGACGAUGUCCAAAUGGAUGUUAUUAACAAAGCGGGGGGGACGGGAAGAACUUGGAAGACGCUACCCACGCUCUUCUUCAAAUUCUCUGGAACAAAAGCAGGCGUUGCUGACAGCAUCAAUCUGACGAGAAACCUUGCUAAAGCCAACAAGGCUGAAGCCUUUGAGUUUGCGAAGAACGACGCAGAAGCACACGACUUAUGGUCAGCGAGGAAACAGUCUCUUUGGAGUAUGAUGGCCUUGCGACCAGAAGGCUCAGAAGUGUGGUCUACUGAUGUUGCCGUCCCCAUCUCAAGGCUACCAGAUAUUAUCGAAUUAGAAAUUUCAAAGAAGGAGCUUGACGACCUCGGCAUCUUUGCUAGUAUCCUAGGUCACAUUGGCGAUGGAAACUUCCAUUCAAGCAUUAUGUACGAUCCCAAAAAUGCCGACGAAAGGCAACGCGUGGAGAAAGUGGUGCACGAUAUGGUUGACCGCGCACUAGAAAUGGAGGGCUCUUGCACGGUAACAAUCUGCGUAUUUCCUACAUUAGGGCACGAAAGGCUGACUCCGCUACAGGGCGAACAUGGCGUCGGCUUAGGCAAAAAAUCGUCCCUCAAGAAAGAGCUCGGCCCGAAUACCAUUGGAGCUAUGCGCAACAUCAAGAAGGCUUUCGACCCACAUUGGCUGUUGAACCCAGGGAAAAUCUUUGAUCCCCAAGGUUAG